AAAGAAAAAACAACACAUUUUUCUAUUCAAAAUAAUAAUUGAAUUUUAAAAACAUAUGCAAAUUCAGAAAGGGGACACCUUCACACGUUUCGGUCAGUCAAUCGAUUUAGAAAGGCCCAGGUAGAGUACACACACCAACUCUAAAAAGCCCUGCUUCUCUCCUCACUCUUCAAUUUCCUCUAUAUAAGAAAUGACACACUGCGCACUGCGCCUAACCUCUCCCUCUCGCGCUCUCUCUGCUAACUUGCGCAUCUCACCCACCCGAUUCUCUCCGCUACGCCGCCGAUCUCUUCCCUUAACCUCUCCGUCCGUCGCUGGAAAAUCACUUUUUUUUUCCCUACCACAUCGAAGAACCUUAGCGUUGAGUACAAAUUCCUUGAAAUCUCCGUACCAUACAAAAGCAUCAAUGGCCGAAACAGUGACGGGGAAAAGCAAAGGGGAAGUACAAGUGUUCGAUACCGAAGAGGAACUUGCUGUGUCUCUAGCGAAAUACACUGCGGAUUUAUCGGAGAAGUUUUGCAAAGAGAGAGACGCUUUUACUGUUGUUGUUUCCGGUGGUUCACUUAUCAAGUCACUCAGGAAAUUGGUGGAGCGACCAUAUAUUGAUUCAAUAGACUGGUCAAAGUGGCAUGUUUUCUGGGUGGAUGAGAGAGUGGUUCCAAAGGAUCAUCCUGACAGCAAUUACUUGCUUGCUUAUGAUGCUUUUCUAUCCAAGAUACCUAUUCCUGCUGGUCAUGUGUAUGCCAUAAAUGAUGCAUUAUCACCAGAAGCUGCGGCAGAUGAUUACGAGACUUGUCUAAGGCACUUAGUUAAGAACAAUAUUGUAGAUAUCUCUAAAGAGAGUGGUUUUCCAAAAUUUGAUGUAAUGCUAUUGGGUAUGGGUCCAGAUGGACAUGUUGCUUCCUUGUUUCCCGGGCACCCUCUUGUCCAUGAGAAAGAGAAGUGGGUCACCUUCAUCAAGGACUCCCCAAAACCUCCGCCAGAUAGGAUUACAUUUACAUUUCCUGUGAUAAACUCAUCUGCAAAUAUCGCACUUGUUGUAGCAGGCGUUGGGAAGGCAGAUGUAGUGCAUAAAUCGCUAGGUGAUAGUAAAAGUUCAGAUGUGCUGCCUGUGCAAAUGGUUUCACCUGAAGGAGAAUUGGUCUGGUUUUUAGACAAGGCUGCAGCUUCAAAGCUGUAAGGACGAAGAUAUGCGAGUUGUGAACCAGUGCUUCAUUGCUGUGUGCAUUUUGUAAUUUUAAUACAUUAUCGAGAAGGGUUGUUUUUCCCAGUAUUGUCUGUACAAUGUCGAGGAUUCAUAUGCCAUGGUCCAUUUUUUGGCAGUUUUUUCCUCGCUUGUUUCUGUAAUGGUGCUUGGCUAUCAGGAAGUCAGUAAUAAAACUGCAGUUUGUGCUGUUA
Messenger RNA from Capsicum annuum, 1398 nucleotides. RefSeq names its product probable 6-phosphogluconolactonase 4, chloroplastic. Gene Ontology annotation, molecular function: 6-phosphogluconolactonase activity. The coding region runs from base 191 to 1180 and encodes 329 amino acids. The record is from RefSeq and is a predicted model, not a curated record. The transcript has 3 exons. NCBI's taxonomy places the organism in Eukaryota, Viridiplantae, Streptophyta, Magnoliopsida, Solanales, Solanaceae. Gene Ontology annotation, biological process: carbohydrate metabolic process; pentose-phosphate shunt.